Messenger RNA from Diuraphis noxia (Russian wheat aphid), 750 nucleotides. RefSeq names its product lipopolysaccharide-induced tumor necrosis factor-alpha factor homolog. Lineage: Eukaryota; Metazoa; Arthropoda; Insecta; Hemiptera; Aphididae. Gene Ontology annotation, molecular function: zinc ion binding. The record is from RefSeq and is a predicted model, not a curated record.
AAAUAUGAUCAGUUAUUCGCAUGAUGUUGUCAUAGUUAUUAUUCGUUAAUCCCACGUUCACGUAUUAGACUAUUCAAUUUUUUACCUGAAACCAUAAAAUUUAACUUUUAACAUAMUAUAUACACCUACCUAUUUAUUUCACACUUCAAAUUUGUUUGUUUUCAACACCAGAGUAAGAAAAAUGAUGCCAUCAGCUCCUCCCCAAAAUAUUCAUUGGGUUCAAUCGUCAACAUCUGUAGCACCACUAGGUCCUAGUAGUACCCAAACUAUAUGUACUUCAUGUGGCAAAACAAUAUUUACCAGUACUUCUAGAAAAGCAAAACCGGCUGCUUGGUGGAGUUGUAUACUAUUGUUUAUCGUAGGAUGUUCUUUUGGAUGCUGUCUAAUUCCUUGCUGUAUGGACUCGUGCAAUGUUGUUAACCACAAAUGUCCAAAUUGUAACUCAUAUUUGGGACAGUACAGACCAUAAACUAUAUACGAUAUACCUAUAAUUAUAAAUUUAUAAACAAUAAUAUAGUGUAAUGGUACUUUUCCCUGCAGCGUCAAACAUAUUGGAACAACACGGUGAAGGUGCCAUGAUAAUAAAUUAUUAUGUCAAUAUCGGGAUCGGCAGUUGUGGCGGACACCGCACUCAAACGCUGCAGAUAAAUCGUAUAGGUUAAAAACUUUGAAGCAUUCAAAAAAUAAAAAAUAAAUUAAAAUWAAUUUUAACGUUUUAAUAAACAAAUAAAAAGAGAAAAUAAUUUUUGA